Spirodela intermedia is the source of this 1960-nucleotide messenger RNA. The record is from the annotation of a GenBank genome assembly. Lineage: Eukaryota; Viridiplantae; Streptophyta; Magnoliopsida; Alismatales; Araceae.
AUGGUAUAUUUAUUUCGAAAUAUUACAUAGUUUUUAACAAUAUUUGACUAAUAAUCAUUUCAAAAUGUCGAUGAGGUUGCAUUCUCUCUCUCCCCCUUAUUUUUCAGAUUUUUGAUUUAAUUUCCAUCAUUUUAUUUUAAUUUAUUUUUGUGAUAUUAUCUAUAUUUUCUUUGGAAUAUUUUGUAGGCCUUGAGUCUUUUUUUAAUGAUGAACAUGGGAACACAUAAAAAAUUAAAUAUUUAGAGCUCAAGCAAUUUGGAAGAUUUAAAGCACAUAGGAGAUUAUUUUAUUUUUUUUAUUUUCUAUUUAAUUUUAUUUUAAUAAAUUAUUUAGAAUGAAAAAAAAUCACAUUGAGAUUUAUCAUUAUCUUUAUAGACAACCUGAAUUCAUCCAAUUUUUAUUUUUAUUUUUAUUUUGAUACAUUUAUAAAUAUUUGAAAUUUGAUCAUUUUGUUUAGAACUAUUGAAGUGAUAUCAAUUAUCUUAGUAGUUCUUUCCUUUUAGCCGUUUUCACCCAUUCUAUGAUAUUCAUUUCUUGUCCAUUCAUUUCAUCUUCAAAAGACAUGAAGGCAUAAAAUGAGAUUAUUACUAUAGAAAAUCUAUUAUUGACUUUUAAUUUCUCAUCACUUGGAAGUUUGUUGAGCAAUUUAUGUCUUCAUAUGCGUCUAAUACUUGAGUAUCUGCAUCCAUUGUUCUUCAGAACUGCACCCAUUGAUUCUCCUAGUUUAGUGCUAGUUAAUUUCUUAUUACUGUCUAUUAGAGAUGUUCAAUCAACCCAGAUGAUGUUUCUUUUUUCCUUAAUAUCCUGAAUCAAAUAUAAAGUCCAACAAAUACAUGUCAUGUACUCCCCCUUGAUGAUUCCUGAAUUAAGAUCAUCUAUAUUUAGAAUCUAUAUCUUGAGAUGAACAACACAUAAGCACACAUCAUCUCUCUCUCUCUCUACUCUCUCUCUACUCUCUCUCUACUGAUCUCACCACCCAAUUUCUAGUUUGAGGAUUAUUUCUUUUGAUAGAUACUCCACAAUCAACUCUGUUCAUCUGAUAUGCUGCUUAACAUCCAUCCAAUGGCAGGUGUACCACUCAAGCUUCGUCAAUGAUGACGGCGUCAAGAAAGCAUUUGAAUGCCCUCUCCUUCAUCUGAAAACCCACAUCAAAGGCCUCGCUCCGGGCGCUGACCGAGUAAGGAGGGGAUCUUACGGCAGCUGUUCUCACUCCUCCCGUUGACUUUCAAACGCCAUUGACAUUGUGGUGGAAGCCAUUAUCUUCUUCCUGGCGAAGGUCUUAUUCAAGCACUUUAACGUGCAGAGCUCGGCCGACAAGCUCCCCAAAGCUCCCCGUCCACCUGACACUGUACAUUAACGUGACACUGACGUGGCUCGAGGGCUACUGAACCCUAACCGAGGGCAGCAAGGCCAUCAUCAACCUCGGCCUGGAGACCGUACCUGUCCCCGUAGAACAGGGCUUCCCCUUCAGCGGCCUGUUCACUCCUCAGUCCAAGAACGAAGCAUGCUCUCUCACUCUCUCUCUCUCUCUCUCUCUCUCUCUUUCUAAACAGUGUCUGAUAAUUGUGGGUUGAAAGUGAGGAGGGGGAGGGGUGGGGGUCUUUUUUUUGCAGAGUUAUUGAGGAAUUAUCUGAAGCAGAUCAGGGAGGAGACGAGCGGGAAGUUGCUGAGCUGCGUCUACAGGCAUAACGGCACGCCCAACAAAUGGUGGCUCACCCUCGCCAAGAGGACCUUCAUGGACAUGGCCAUCCCCCAGCCAGCCCCCUCGCUGAAACCAGAGCCCCCCCCCCCCCUCUCUCUCUCUCUCUCUGUUUCUCUCUCUGGAGUUUCUGUCUCUAACAGGGAGGUAAAACUAUUGAUUUGGGUUGGUUCAUACGUUCUCGUCGGCGUCGGCGCCGCCUGGUUUUCCCAGCCGGGAUUUCUGCAGGGAAGAAAGCGCCUCCCGAGGCCUACCGGGUGA